This is a messenger RNA of Brassica napus (rape), 616 nucleotides long. RefSeq lists its product as uncharacterized. NCBI's taxonomy places the organism in Eukaryota, Viridiplantae, Streptophyta, Magnoliopsida, Brassicales, Brassicaceae. The record is from RefSeq and is a predicted model, not a curated record. The transcript has a single exon. Bases 59 to 604 code for a protein of 181 amino acids.
UCAGCAUGUUAUCGCAUCCAGAAGAGUUGCGAUCGUAAAGAGAAAGGAAGAGGCGGUUAUGGUAAUCACGGCGUCAUCCUCUACGAUUCUCAUCGGAGAAGAAGGCGUAGAGAUCCACCGGCCAUCAGAGGAGAGUACACCAACACACUCUCAUCGACGGCGGUGGAGCACUCCGAUUGAAUCCGGCGUCGAAUCUCUCGAUGAGAGGCUCACCUUCAGAUCUCUGACGGAUCACGACGGAGUGGAACAGAGAGGUGCUGACGAUUUCUAUCUAGGGGGAGAAAUAUCGGCGUGGGGACCGUUUGGACCGCCGUUACUGAAGGAGUCGAGGCCGGUUGCGCCGCCGCAGAUGCCGCUUCCGAAGAGGACGGAAGCGGUUGUAGAAUUGAGGAGAGGGAGAAGCGUGACGAGGAAGCGAGAUCUGCCGCCAUAUCUGACGACGCUGGAUUGUAACGGACGGCCGAGAUUUCAUCACAGGAGGGUGAGAAGCGAAGGACGGUUAGAGAUUGCCAGCGUGGCAGUGAGUAUACCGGAGAUCGUUAGCGUACGUGGAAGAGAAGGACUCAGAAUCGGAACCGUGAGAAUCAGUCAAGAAGAAGAUUAAACAGAAAAUUCA